CAAAUCCUCCAAGUUGGUGUCAGCCAGCUUACACUGGACAGUACUAGUAUGAAAACAGUUCAUGUGCGAAUAAGACCACAUCCUUUUUUCUUGCAACCACGACCAUUUUUAUCUCCGUCGUUUCCACGUUCAUUACCCACCGGAUGAUGUCCCUCAGAACCAUCUUCAUAUCUUUUCUUCUUAUCAGCAUAGCCCACGGUAGUCCUAUCGAUUCACCCAGAGAUGACGCACAGCAGGUAGAGACCGUCCCAUUCACCGGGGUUAAUCCCACAGAUCCACCCCUAGCGCACGGUCCUGACGGUCUCCGCCCCGCCUCAGCUGCAAUGGCAAUGAUCAUUGGCGCUGCCCAGUUCAAGGGGAAUGAUACUCCUGGAACCGUGCCCACACCCUACGAGAAGCACACCACCCCUACGGCUCCCACUGCUUUAUUCCUUUCCCCCACUACCCAUGCGACAGCCUCGCCGACUCCCAGCCUCCACGUCUCCGAAAGCCCACCUGAUAUUAAAUCUGCGCCACAGUCAAAUCCCUCUCAGCGCAACGUCCUCGUCCUCGCCAUUGUUGUCAGUUCUGUCCUCGCUCUCGUGGUCUGCGUCACCAUCAGCAAGUACACUCUCGAGUACCUCCGGAAGGCAAAGCGCAAGUUACGACUGUCGCAGGAGUCUUGGGGACACAGGGAGAGGCCGUUCCCUUCUGAAGUGCCUGUGCCAGAUACAGAAACAGAGCACCAGAGCUUGAAGACAUUCUCGUUUCCCGGCCAGCCGGCCCGCAAGGACGUGCGUCUGUAUGACCCCAACGAACCAUCAUCCAAGCCCACCAUGCGCACCCGGUUCAGCAACCUAAUCGCGUAUACUGCAUUCAGGCACCGUGAUCACGACAGCGUCACCACCCAAGACAGUGCUUCCUCCACGCCCUACCUUCUCAAUGUCCCCGGCCAUUCAGAUCACUCUCGUACAAGGAGCGCGCCCAUCAUCACUCACGAUGACUCCACGGCUACUGUGAAACCUGCCAAGUCUACAGAAUCAGAUUGGGAUAUUGCGAGGUCGUCCUAUCGUGUAUCGCAGGCGAGCGCCAAUGUCCCGAGCUCUUUGCUUCCUUCUAGAGGCAGCAGGUUGUCCAGACUCGAUUCGACGUGGUAG
This is a messenger RNA of Suillus plorans, 1136 nucleotides long. RefSeq lists its product as uncharacterized. The transcript has a single exon. Bases 144 to 1136 code for a protein of 330 amino acids. The record is from RefSeq and is a predicted model, not a curated record. NCBI's taxonomy places the organism in Eukaryota, Fungi, Basidiomycota, Agaricomycetes, Boletales, Suillaceae.